GAGAUCAAUGAAAUAGUGAUGCAUUUGAAAUCUGAUCGAUCGAUCGAUCGUUUCGUUUAUAGAUAAAGAGUCUUCGAUCAGUCAUCAAAUAAUGCUUACAUAAUAAACACUUCAUAACAGAGAAGAAGAGUUAACCAUGAUUACACGAUCGAAUCUGGCUGAACAACUAAGGGAAUAUCAGAUUCGAUCAAAGCACGACUGGGCUUCCGUCUCUUUCUUCUCCUCUUCAUCGACUCUCAGCUCUUCCAGGGUGGAUGUAGUGAUAUUCGUAAUAUGGGAACUGGUUAUCUUAGCAUCGUUGGUAUUUUCAGCCGUUUCAUUAUACUUUGGUCAUAUGAAACUUGCGUUUAUCUUAGUUUUUGUUAUGUUGGUGCUGCUCUUUUCCAUGAAGUUAGUAAAGCAAAUAAGACGCAAUAGGAAAAAGAAAAGGAGGAUGCUUCUUCCAUUAUCAAUGUAGAAGUAAGUAUACUUUUUUCUUUUCUUUUUAUACUCUCGAGUAACUCUGACAAAACUUAUAGAUUUAUCGAAAUGAUUAUUUUGAUCAUUCAU
Molecule: messenger RNA, 549 nt
Organism: Impatiens glandulifera
Lineage: Eukaryota; Viridiplantae; Streptophyta; Magnoliopsida; Ericales; Balsaminaceae
Exons: 2
Coding region: 137-457 (106 amino acids)
Source: RefSeq, a predicted model, not a curated record